This is a messenger RNA of Penicillium taxi, 474 nucleotides long. RefSeq lists its product as uncharacterized. Bases 1 to 474 code for a protein of 157 amino acids. Gene Ontology annotation, molecular function: metallopeptidase activity. The transcript has a single exon. The record is from RefSeq and is a predicted model, not a curated record. Lineage: Eukaryota; Fungi; Ascomycota; Eurotiomycetes; Eurotiales; Aspergillaceae.
AUGUUCCGCUAUAUGAAAAUCGUGACAGACUACCCUACGCCAUACCAUGGCUAUGCCUGCGACGACCAAACAGAGGCAGCACUAGCAGAUCCUCAUACCGGUUCUCCACGGUUGAUUCUUUGUGACAGGGCGCUCGAAGACUAUGGUGGAAUUGAGAAAGAUUAUACUGGAGCGCCGGCUGUCACAUGCGAUAGUAUCGGGGACACCAUGUCUAAUAGGAUGGCGACAAUGGGAUCAACGCUAUUGCAUGAAUACACACAUUGGCAAAGUUUGAUGGUGCCGCCAUUGGAUAUGGCGACAACGGAUAUGCCUAAUGCAUACGGAGCUUGGGGGGCGUCACAUGUACAGCCCAAGACCGACGCCAUUUAUAACGCCGAUACCUACUCCCAUUAUGCGAUGGAGGUCUUCUGGACUAAUCACUGCGGUCACAGGUUUGACAAUGCUGUGUUUGAUCCGGAUUACUAUUGCCUCUAG